Lytechinus pictus (painted urchin) is the source of this 3793-nucleotide messenger RNA. RefSeq lists its product as uncharacterized. Bases 486 to 2273 code for a protein of 595 amino acids. NCBI's taxonomy places the organism in Eukaryota, Metazoa, Echinodermata, Echinoidea, Temnopleuroida, Toxopneustidae. Gene Ontology annotation, biological process: protein monoubiquitination. The transcript has 2 exons. The record is from RefSeq and is a predicted model, not a curated record. Gene Ontology annotation, molecular function: ubiquitin protein ligase activity; zinc ion binding.
GGGACAACUAACGUAAUUUCACCCCAUAUAGUGGCGGUUUGCUUGCGGCUUUGAAUAUGAACCACAAUAUCAAGAAAAAUGCCGUCGCCGCGUCAUUGAAGCAGACGAUCGCUUGCCCCGGUUCCUGCAUUCGCGGGUAAAAGCUGCCCUCAGAAAUCAUGACGUCAUAUCUGGCCCUGUUGGGGACAAAAUCGAAAAAUGAUCGAAGAGUGUGUCGGGCCGGGGAAAUCCAUUUUGAUUUGUAGUGGAUUGUUAGCUCAAGGAUCAACAUUCGGAUCCCGUUCGUUAAUUAUAAGCAGCUCUUGCAGACAACUCUUCGACAACUAUUACAGGAAAGUUUUCUUUCGGACACUUUUUUUUUGAGAGAACGACUUGGAUUCUGGAGCUACAUGUAUUCCGCAAUAUAACAAAAUCGUUCUGUGACUUCUAAUUUUCCAGUAAGUACGAGGUCUAUGAAAGGGAAAUACACCAGAUAACAUUUGGACAUGGCCGGGGAAACCAAGGGAGAGAGAAAGCUGAAGCGACUGGAAGAAGCAACGCGGUGUCCGCAAUGCCAGAAGCAGUUCCAAGAUCCUCGAUACUUGUCCUGCGGACACUCCUUCUGCCGUAAGUGCAUCUCCGAGCUGGUAGUUUUGAAAACGGUGUCCUGUACGUUAUGUGAGAAGCCCUCGCACGUUCCACAUGGAGAUACGGGCAACCUGAUGAAGAAUCUAACACUGGCCGGUUUAAUAGACUCCUACAAAAACCCUUAUACCGAGCCUUCGAUCAAGUGCUCUGGGUGCAGGGUAUACGAAUCGAGGGAAGCCGUGGACCAUUGUUACACCUGCCACAAGUCAAUUUGUUCCCUGUGUUCGCAGUCCCACUUCAAUUUUCGUCACAAGGUGGUUCCCAUUGCAGAUUACGAGAUGGAAAGCAUGCAAGCAAGAGACAAGAUGACAGAGUCACUUAUCGGUAGAAUAGCCAUUAAGAAGAAUGCACUCGAGCAGAGAAAGGGGCUGGUGUCGACGCAGGUAAAGCGGGUUGAAUCUUCGGCAUGCAACCUGAUCGAAGAUAUUCGGAAGACCUUUAACGAACAUUUCAAGCGUCUUCAAGAGGUUAGAGAUGCUCUUCUUGAAGAGACGAGAGAUCGCGAGGAGUUCUUGUUGAACAAGCUGCAGACGGUGGAAGACUACGUGCAGACCUACCAGGAAUCGCUCUCAAAGAUCAGCGCCAACUUGAUGAUGAACAACAACAAGAUCCUGCGUGGAGGAGCAUUAACGAACCACAUCACCCUUUGCCAAGAACUAGAAGGGCUCCUCCAGGAUGACAUUGAUGUGGGUAUACUCAAGGAGACGUCAGCGUAUUCAGAGAGUUUCAGCUUCCAUGCCAAUGAACCAUCAAGUAUGGGCACGACGGAACGGACACAUCCGGGAGAGUGGAAACUUGGAUUUGACGUGGUCGCACCUAACAUCGGAUCAGUACGCAGUUUGUGUGCCACACCAGAUGGAAAGUUAGCAGUCGGUUAUGCCAAAAAUAACGGAGGUAUGAGUCUGUUCAACCCGUGUGGAAGAUGGGAACAUAUCGUGUCUCUAGACGGCAUCAUGGUGAGAAGCGUGGCGUUUCUUACUGACGGCCGUUGCAUCAUUCUGGAUACCGAUAACAACUUGUCCAUAUACAGUAUUUCGAUGGAGAAGCAAAGCUUUGAAUUCGAAACUCUUGAUAAUUCUAAAGGAGGAACUGGGCAGAUCUGUGUUGACGAACAGCAUUCUAUCUUUGUAGCAUACAAAGCAGCAAAAAAGAUCCAGAUCUUUUCACCGAAUGGCGGAGCUGCUCGGAAAGAGAUUGCCUUUGGCGGCAUAGAUCCCCUUGACAUUCGCGUGUCUCCAGGUGGCGCGUUGUUCCUGGUGUCUUGGAGGAAGUUGUUUAUGCUUAAUCUUAAAGGUGAAAUCACUGGCCAGCUCAUGAACAACUCUUCUGAUGAACUCAUGGUUGCUGAUGUCUGCAGAGACAACACCUUGCUAGUUGGGUACGUCUCCCAGCGCACGGAAUGCGACGGAGUGGACCGACUGACUAUUCGUAGAUACGACGGUACAACAGCCUUCAACCUCAAGGGAACACUUGUCAAUGAACAUCCCAUCGCAAUAUCGAAAGUUCCUUUCUAUUCUAUAAGGGAACUGACGACUGGUGAGAUAUGCUUCAGCACAAAAGACAGGGUUUAUAUCUUCAAGGCAGCGAUAGAUAAGAUCAAUGACGUCGGGUUUGAUGAUUACGACAUUUGUUCUACGAGAGCUUGAACCAAUGACCUGACCUAUGACCUCAUCAUCAGAAAAAUUGAUAAAUAAGAAAGAACCUUCUAUACAAUAUUAAUCUGCUGUGAGUGUUCUACUAUAUUCGACUGAAAAGAAGUUGGUGUUUGCUGUUGGAUCGUCAUGUGUUUAAAAGUCUUUCAACAACAAUAAUACCAAAACUUAUCGGCAUAAUUAGUAAAAAAUAAUCUUUAGGGCUAUGUUCAUAGUGUGGUUGUGCGUUUUUGUAUUCAUGAGAUUUCUUGUGUCUCUCCCCCCUCUCUCCCUCUCUUUCUCUCUCUAUCCUCUCCACUCCUCUUUAUUCAUAAUCUUUAUCUUCGUUUUUGUAGAACUGUAAUGCUCAUACAAAAUUUUAUUUAAAAGAAUUAAUAUUACAGAUAUAUAAUAUCUGUUAUCACCAACGUUUACCCAACAACAAAAAAAAUUAUUUGCAAAUUGCAAAUUAGAUUGCCAUCGUGUAGUAGGCCUACUUGUCAGUUGGAAAUACUGAUAUUACGUAAGAUGAUAACAAUCUUAUCCCUUGUUCUUAUCAUAAUCAGUCUGAUGUUUUAUAUUUCUUAUUUAUAUAAACACGACUUAUUCAUUUAUUAUCCGAAUAUAAAAACUAUUCGUCGUCUUAAAAUGUAUUUCAAGGAAAAUAUAAAAAUAUUAGUGUGCAUUUAUUCGAUGUUUCUUGUUUAUUCCCAAACACGACUUCUUCAUUUUUUCCAUCCGUCUACAUUAAUUAAUCGUCGUCUUAAAAUAUAUAACAAGGAAAAAAAACUAGUAUUAUUGUGCAUUCAUUCGAUAUUUCUUAUUUAUAUAACAAAACACGAAUUGUUCAUUUAUUAUCCUUGAGCAAUUAUUCGUCGUCUUUAAAUGUAUUUCAAGGAAUAUAUAACAAUAAUAGUGUGCAUUUAUUCAGUCUAUUUCCUGACGAAAUUGAUAUGUCAGGGUAAUAUAUUUAGAGUCUCUUUGCAAAGAAGAGUAGUGUCAAUAUUAUUUUUAGUUUUCAUUUGUCAAUUAAAGGUAAAUUAAUUAUUAACUGACAUGAUUUAAGAAUGGAUUUUAUCAUAUCGUAUUGAUUUCAGGUUGGCAUAUAUACCCCUUUAAUCAGGGGCGGUGUCAGAUUGUGGGGGCAUGUGUGCGACCGCCCUCGAUGAUUUUCAAAUAGUGAAAAAGAGGGGUUAACAAUAGAAGACGGAAUAAAUAAUUGUAUAAAUGAGAAGAGUCUGGGUCACGCAUGGACCCUCCAUAUUGUUUUAAUUGAGAAUGAAAUUGGCGUCAACUUUAUGGGUCGUCUUGCUACCCCCUCCCCCUACUGAAAUAAACCUGGUACGGCCCCUAGACUUACUGGAACAAAGGACGCAGAAUCGAGGUUUUUCACAUUCAAAAGUACGAAUAUUUAAUCAUCAAUUGAAGAUCACAACCUUAGAUAGUACAUUGUUUUUGCAAUAUCCGUGUGGCUGUUACUGAGUUAAAAUGUACAUAGAUUAAUGAUCAAUAAAAAUCAUUGUCAAGCGAAAUAA